AUAAUUUUGCAGGGCAGAUGGCAGCAGUGGUAUCUGGUAGACAGCUGCUAAAGUGCAAAACAUAACCUCUAAAUAUUCGCAGCAGUACGUCCGAGUUAUCAUGUGUUUUUAAAACAUUUAUUUUCCUUUUUUAAGUUAAAAAAGACUUGUUACGUUUAAAAAUGAAAUCCAAGUCAUUUGAUUUAAAAGUAAAUUCCACUGAAAAUAGAACACUGGACAGAACUGCUGAUUUUGCUGGCUUUUAUCAAUCGAUUGAAUCUAAUAAACUUGGCGAGAAACCUAAACCUGAUGGAGUUGUGAAUAAAGAAAGUACAAAACCGAAAACGGCCAAGUUGAAGACAGAAACACCGAUUAAAAAUAAAAAACGGAACAAGCAGGAGCCGAUAGAUAUCUCGCAGAUCAACAUCGAUGGCUCCACUUUAAGCUUUCCUCGAGCCAGUCCUUCUCACGACAUCAAAACUUCCACUCCUAAUUCUAAUGGUAAAACUCAGGACCAAGGUGGGAAAGUAAAGUCUAUCAUGAAGAACAAAGCCCCUGUUGAACAGUCUGUAGAUAGUGCCCGAUCCCAGGUAUCCAAUGGGAAGCCCAAGAAGAGAAACAAAUCUGUCAGCUUUAUGUUAGAUGAUCAUGAAGAAGUGGUAAUAAAGAGAACUAAGUCUGACGACACAAAAAUAAAUCAACAACUUGAGUCCAAUGCUACCGUUGUAAAAAAAAGUAACAAGAAUGUCAAAAAAUUAAAAAAACACCAACAAUCUGAGAAAGAGAACAAAGCUGCUGAAGUUAACAAUCAGAAUAUGGAUGUAGAAAAUGGAAAAGAUUCAUUUGAAAAAAAAUCAAGUAAGUUAAAUAAAGCUCAAAAAUUGCUUGAUGUGUCUCAACCUGGAGAUAUUAAGAAUGUUACUGACGAAAGUAAAGAAAAGAAGAAAGUUAAAAAAACAAAGAAACAAAAUUCACAACAAUCAGAUAUAGAAGUUCACAACAACGAAAUGUCUACUGAUGUCAAAACAAAGAAAGGUAAAAAGACAAAAACUAAGUCUCCUCCAACUGAAACAACACAGGCAGAGGGAGAGCCAUCACCUAAGUCCCGUAAGAAAGAUGGUAACCCUGACAUUGCUGAGGACUUAGAGAACCUGAGCAUUGGAGACAAUGCUCAUACACUGUCAAACCUGUUGGAUGAAAUGACUGUGGUGGACAAAGACAAGCGUAAAUUAUUGAGGAAAAAAUUCAACAAGAACAAGAAGUCAAAAGGUGCUCAGAGCUCUAAGAAAGAGGCUACAGAAAACCCUGAGGAAGUAAAGGAGAAAAUAAAAUGGAAGAAAAGGAAAUGGAACAAGGACAAGAAAGGAGAAGUUAAUGAGGAGACCUUGUCCAACACAUUGAUUGUGGAGAACCUGCCGUUAUCUUUAAUGCUAAAUUAUAAGAAAAUGCUAGCUGAACAUUUCAAUAAACAUGGACCUAUUAAAAAAAUCGGCAUUGCAGAGGUGUACCCCACAGAAGAGUCAAGGCCUGUCUUCACCACCACAAUAGGUUUCCAAAACAGCUCAAGUGCUGAACAGGCACUUGAAGAAAAUAACUCAUAUUUGGAAGGCAGCCGCAUCCAAGUGAAGCGGCCACUCCCCGCAACACAGACAACAGUUGUUGUCAGGUCGUAUGCAGAACUCACUGACCAGGCGAUAUGUACCACCUUUGUUGGCAUUGGCAGAAUCAGGAGCAUACGACAUUUGGUCAAGGGAAAGAAGAGUAUGGCAACAGCGUUUGUUGAAUUCGAUGGACCGGCAGCUGUGGAGCGCGCAAUCAAGUCAGCUGGUGAUGCCAAGAUAGGCGGAAAGAAAAUUCACUUGUCCGAAUUCAAGAUUCGUGCCAAGAAACCGAAGAAAGACAAGAAUGAAGGAGAUAGCGCCGCUGAUGCAGACAGCGAGGAUUCUAACGAUUAGAUCAUAAUAUUUCCAGUAGAGUUAAGUCAAAAAGCCAAAAAUGCGACAUUUGUAUGGCAUUUCAAUAAUUCUAUGACACUGCCGUUGUCUUAAUAUCCACUAAACAAGAAAGUAUUAGGUCUUUACAAUUUAUUAAUUUCAGAAAUUGGAAGUUAAAUGUGUAGCUUUUUAUAAAGAAAACAGCCAGAUAUGUGAUUUGAAGAUAGUGUUCUGAUUUGUAUGAAAUUGAAUUCUCGUGAAUUACUCUGAAGCAGUUUUUCAGAGUAAACGUAGUUUAUUAAUGAUACAACUUUUUGUACGAAAUAGUAUAAAUUUUAUACAUUUUGAUAAUCUCGAAUGCUCAAGUGCUACUAAAUUUUAAGAUCUUGAGGAGCGAGGCUCCUGAUUGCAUGGCGAGCUAGCACCAAUCGGACAUAUCGUUGGAUAAAGACAGAUUUCACAAGACAGCCAGACAGAGUUCUCAACUAUAAAAAACCACGGUGAUAGCCGAAAUAAACAACUUAAAAUUAAGUGGCAUUACAGUAUUCAGGCGUAACACUUUAAAAAAGUAAUAUUAAGGUUUCUAUAUUCAAUUAAAUAUUUUACUCUCUAUACAUGUUUUAGUAUCAAUAUUAUUGAUGUUAUUAUAGAGUUUAAAAUUCAGUCAAUGACUGAAAUGUUAGCACGCGUUUAUUUGUUACAAUACAAUGUAAAACAAUAAGGACUAUAUUCCCAGCAUAUACUGUUAUAGCAUUUUUGUUGAAUUAUUAUAAAUUGAUUCCGUGCGCCCUCUUUAUGUAUUUUGUGACUAUAUCUAAUGUAAUAUUUUUUAAAUUGUUUGUAUAUAUUAUGUUGAAAGGGCUGCAGUACGGGAGUCAUGAAGUAACAACAAUGUAAGAUGUAUGAAAAUAAAAGUUUUGAGUGACGAAUAUCGUGAACCGAUUCGUUGAAUUUUAA
Molecule: messenger RNA, 2870 nt
Organism: Spodoptera exigua (beet armyworm)
Lineage: Eukaryota; Metazoa; Arthropoda; Insecta; Lepidoptera; Noctuidae
Source: the annotation of a GenBank genome assembly